GCUUUAUCUUAUUUUUACUCCCCCUUUUCAUUGUUUCUUUUCGUGUAGAGCUAUAACUCAACUACAACGUCCACUUGUAAACCUUAGCCAUUUAGUUUUUCACUUUAUUAGAAUUGAAAAGUUAGAAGCAUACCAUGUCAUCUGACGAGGAGGAUACCGAUUGCCCUUUAUGUAUGGAGGAAUUGGACAUUGCCGAUCGUAACUUCAGGCCUUGCCCUUGUGGUUAUCAGAUCUGUCGUUUUUGUUGGCAUCAUAUUAAGACUAACUUGAACGGGCGAUGUCCAGCUUGCCGAAGACUUUAUAGUGAGCAAAUCGUCGAGUUCAUCCCUGUCAGCGCCGAGGAGAUUAUGCGUUUAAAGAAGGAAAAAAAGGAGAAAGACCGACAAGCACGAGAAAUGAGAGACCCUAGUAGAAGGCAGUUAUCAAAUGUCAGAGUUGUCCAGAAGAACCUUGUCUAUGUACUUGGUUUAAGCUCUAAGUAUGCAAAUGCUGAGCAUGAGUUUUUCAGAAAAUAUGGCCGCAUUGAUAAAGUUGUUAUCAGUAAGCGCGCUAUAGGAAACUCCGGUUCGACUGUGGGUAUUUACGUCACUUACGCACGAAAGGACGAUGCCAGUCGCGCAAUCGAAAAUAUCAACGGGAUUGAGGUUGAUGGCCGAACAAUUAGGGCUUCAUAUGGUACUACAAAGUACUGUACCUAUUAUUUAAGGAAUAUGCCAUGUCCAAACCCGAACUGUAUGUAUUUGCAUGAGCCAGGGGAAGACAUUGACAGUUAUAGCAAGGAUACUGUAACGAUUGGAAAACACGCGCAUACGGCAGCUUCAGCAAUGAAUAAUACAAUAGCUCAUCCUCAUAAGCGUACUGCAACUGCAUCGAAGGUAUCAACAACUUCUACCACCGCCUCUAUAAGCUCUACCUCCAACGAACAUAAGCCAUCUACCACACCUCGUGCUUGGGCGCCUAUACCAAAGGUUACACCUAUUUCACCCAUUGUUAGUGUGCCUUCUACCAGCGCUACCAAUGACAACGAAGACAAAGAAGAUGAGCCUGCAACUGUUUCAUCCGGUAUGUCCGACCCUUCUGCUUCCCCUCCUUUCAUAGAAGUAGGUGGUUCGAAGAGCACAUCUACUAAGCAUGUCAAACCUACCACAACAAUCAGUUCUUCUUCCUCUACAACAACCAUAACUGCACAUCACAAAAAGCCGUUUAAUGACAAAAGUAACAGUCUUCAACAUGCCAGUCAUAGCAACACUAGCAAUAAAAAGAUGUCAUCCAUGCCAUUACCACCAAUUGAUGAUGAUAAGCCUGCUCUUCCUGCUACAGCUUCUUGGGCUUCUUCCUCAACCCAACAUCAAUUACAGCAACAUGAAAACGUGAUUACACCAGCCAAUUUUGGCCCAUCUUUAUCGGAUGCCCUUCAUGCUCCUCAAAAACCAAAGCAUACACCUACUUUGAAGGUCAAGAAGGAAAAGAAGAUAAAGGGUAAAAUGAUCCGUCUGGAAGAGUUUGAAGAAGCUGAGCGAGAGGCUAAAAUGGCGAAGGCUCAAAACAAGCAACACCAACAACAGCAGCAGCAGCAGCAGCAGCAAUUUGCUAAGGAAUCUGCUAAAACUCAAACCAAUAUUAAUAAUGCCGAUACUGAUAAAGCCAGCCUUCGUCAAGUAAAUACGGCUCAAACGAAUAGCAGCCAAUUAAACGAAGCUGAAAAGAACAAAAAAUCGGAUACAAAGAAGGAUGCUAUCGAAGACAAUGGUUUAUCCAAUAUGGAAGAAGAUGAUAAGACAUCAGAAAAUACUACAAACACUAAAUUGCAUGAAGGAAUUCCGCAGGAUACCAAUGAAGAAAAUCCUAUCAUGAAAGAAGUCAGCAAAGGAUCAGAAUCAAUUACUGAUUCCAAACUCGAAGAGACAAAGACGGAGUCUACACUUGCUGAAACAGAGGAACUUGAGGAAAGAAAUGGAAAUGCUGAAGAUAUUGCAGAUGAGUCAAUUAAACUUGAAAUGUUGGAGGUGAAAAAUAAGGGACAAGUUAAGGAGAUGGAAGCGGCAGAUAAAGAACUUAACAAAAGUACUAAUUUGGAAAACAGCGAAGAAGGACGUGAAGCAGUGGAAGCUCAUGAACAAGAAACUGCUACCAAGAUUGAGAACAUAGAAGACCUGAAUGCUCUUAACAAUACUAUCAUAAAAGCCCUUGAUGCGACUGCUCUUGAGGAUAGCACAGAGCAAACUCAGUCUCUUGAAAACGCAAGUAAAGCAGGAGUACGAGAAGACCAUUCUGAGGCAGUUGCUGAUGAUCAGCAGCAACAGGCCAGUCUGUCUCCUUUGGUUGCAAUGGAUAAAUUAUCCGCAUUAGUUGAGCAUGAAAUUAUGAAUGAUGCAGCCAAACACCAGCCAUUAGAUCUCAUGGAUUCACCAGACGUACAACAAGAUAUCUUGCACAAUGCCCUUGAAAAUGUUUCUCAUAGGGAUGAAUUUGCAAACAGCAGCAUAUUGCCGCAACAAAAUAUGGACAACCAGCAUCUGCUGCAGCAACAACAAAUGCACCCAAUGCCUCCACCUGGACUAGUCGGUCCAUUACCGCCUCGUCCGGAAUGGUUGGGCCGUCCUAAUAAUAGUAGUUUUGAUCCAUUUAAUGGCCAAGAUCCUGCUGUUGUUGCUGCUCGUCGUCUUCAGCAUUCUCAACGUAUGUUGGAAGCUAGUGGUUUGUUUGCCGGGCCUGGUGGAGCUUUUGGACAACCACCACCUCCUCCUCCUCCUCAGUUCGGAUUUCCCAACAAUUUUAUGCAACAUCCCCACCCUCCUCCACCUCCUCAUCAUCCGGGUAUGUUCGCACCGCCUCAUCAUCCUAUGAUGCGCCCUCCUCCACCUGAAUUGAUGAACCUUCCUUCACAUUUUGGGUUACCACCACAUUUGCAGCAAAUGCACCAACCUCAUCAACUACAAGCUCAAAAGCAAUCGCCACAACUGCAGCAGCAGCAACAAUUAGAAGAUCUGAGAAAUAAUUUAGGAGCUAUAAAUCUGAACGGUGACUCUCAAGAGCAACAGCCUCAUCUUCAGUCACAAGAUGAUCUCAGAGCUCUUUUGCCAAAUGUUAAUAUCAGUUUCAAUAACAUUGAAGAGAAAAGGAGAAUUGAGCAAUUGCAACAGCAGAACAUCAUGUUUGAAAAUGAGAAAAUACCCAAUAUUAACGAUAAUAAUAGCAGUAUUCAAGCCUUUAGCCCGUUGUCUCAGCCUUUAUCUUCAAUUCACUCACCUCAUUCUACCUAUCAUGAAAAACUCUUACUGAAAUCGCCCAUACAACAACAACAACAACCGUCACCUGUUCCGCAGCAUUUCCUGAUAAACAAUGAGCAACAACGUAAUAAGGAUGUGCGUAGGGAGGCUCAGAAUUUCUUUGGAGAAUUUUUACGUAGAGCUGCCUCUACUUCUAAGGAGAACAACCAACAAGAGUUAGUGUCUUCUCCUGCAAAAGAAGAAGGCCAGACUCCAGCUACAGGCUCAGCUUUACCUUUCCAAGACCCCGCCAUCAUGUCAGUUCGCGUAGUAAAUAAUGAUAUGCCCAAUAAUAACGGCAGUCCAGAUGCCGGUCGCCCACAAGAUACACUACUUCAAAUUCUUGGCGGUCAGGCGCUGCCUCCUCCUCCUCCUAUGAUGUCGUUUGAGCAACAGCAAAGAAUGCAACAACAGAUGUCCCAUCCUUUCCCUCCUCCACAUCCAAAUCAACAGCAGAGACAAUCGGAUGCUCGCUUCAUGAUGGAACAAAAGCAAAUGCAAUUACAACAGCAGCUGCAGCAACAGGCGCAAAAUCAGCAACAGCAACAACAGUUGGGUCGGGGAGAGCAAAUGGGUAUGUUUAACAAUAAUAAUGGCAUCUUCAUGGGCCAACCUCCACCACAUCCUAUGUUUCAGCAUCAACAAGCCCAUCCACAGCAGCAGCAACAGCAGCAGCAGCUUUUUGGUCACCAGCAACAGGGUCCUCCACCUUCACAUCAAUUUAUGACAGGUCCGCACCCUCCCUCCAUGGGAAUGAUGGGAGGGCAUCUGCCCCCGCCACCACCCGGGAUGAUGGGGCCACCCAUGCAUGGACCGAUGGGUGAUAUGAGGUUUGGACCCAUGGGCGGGCCAUUCCCUUCUCAGCCACCUCCUCCACCUGGUAUGUUUGCAAGUAUGAACCAACAACCCCAGGAACGACGUCAAUAAUGUAAUAUUUUUUUACUCUGUGAGAGAAGCUUCGCUUAAUUAGAGUCGCUCUAUAUACUUUGUUUGCUUUUGUAUUCCUCUGGAACGAUACUUAUAUAAUAUUCUCGUAACAAAAAUAUGAACACAAUCUUUACUUUUAUUCUUGCCAUUUUUGUAUUCAUAAUAAAACAACAACUAUUAAACCCAUA
This is a messenger RNA of Mycotypha africana, 4384 nucleotides long. RefSeq lists its product as uncharacterized. Gene Ontology annotation, biological process: protein ubiquitination. Gene Ontology annotation, cellular component: CCR4-NOT complex. The transcript has 6 exons. NCBI's taxonomy places the organism in Eukaryota, Fungi, Mucoromycota, Mucoromycetes, Mucorales, Mycotyphaceae. Gene Ontology annotation, molecular function: ubiquitin-protein transferase activity; metal ion binding; RNA binding. Bases 135 to 4196 code for a protein of 1353 amino acids. The record is from RefSeq and is a predicted model, not a curated record.